AUGACAUAUAUAAUAUGUUCGCGAACGUUAGAUUGUGUGACUGCUCGUAAUCUUGAGCUUAUUUGCAACAUCGUCGAUCCACAUAGUAAUCACUCACUUUAUGGUGUCCUAAAUAACACGUUUACGCCUAUGGGAGCUCGUUUGUUACGGACAAAUAUUCUUCAACCAUUGAAUGGUAGUGACUUGAAACAUUCUUCUCAGUUCAAGCAGGUUACAACGUCUCGUGGUUUUAAACAUUCCAAUUUAAUUUUUGUCAUUCAUGUAGCUCUCAAACCAUUUCAAGAUAUUGAUCAUUUAAUUACAGCUCUAAUCCAAGUCCCUCAAAAACCAUCUAUUAAACAUGCUGAACAGAGUAUUAAUAAUGUGAUAAUGCUUAAACAUACAUUGAAGCUAAUUGAAAAAUUGAGAGAAGCAUUGAGUGGGUGCAAAAAUUUGUUGUGCGCAAUACAUAAGUUUCUUUCGGAUCCAAGGUUGACAAUGCUCGAGGAACGUAUAAAUGAAGUAAUAAAUGAAGAUAUUACAUAUCAAAAAAGUUCGCUUGGAUUAAGGAAUCAACGUUGUUAUGCUGUUAAGACGUUGGCAACUCGACAAACUUACAAAGAAACAGUCAACGAUAUAUACAAAAAAGUGGAACAAUAUAAUAAACAAUAUGAUAUCCCAUUAAAAAUACAGUUCAGUCCGACAACAGGAUUUUAUUUGUCUAUUUCAGUUGAACAUUUGGGCGAGCGCCAACUCCCUCUCGUAUUUAUCAAUGUUAGCAAGAAAAAGAAGACCCUGACUUUUACUACAUUGGAAUUGAUGAAAAAGAAUACUAAAAUUAAUGAUUCUCUAACUGAAGUUUAUUUGAUGUCGGACAAGACAAUCGAAGAUCUGAUCUUAGAAAUACGGGGUAGCAUUGCUGUCUUUUAUAAGGCAUCUGAAUCAAUUGCCAUGCUGGAUAUGUUAACAUCUUUUGCCCAUCAAUGUACCGUUUCGAAUUAUGUUCGUCCUGAAUUCACAGAUACAUUGGCUAUUAAAGAUGGAAGACAUCCAAUGCGCGAAUUUCUCUACACAGAUCACUUUGUUCCUAAUGAUACAUAUGCGAGCGAUGCUACAAAUUUUCAAUUAAUAACUGGACCAAAUAUGAGUGGCAAGAGCACUUAUUUGAGGCAGAUUGCCUUGAUGAAUAUUAUGUCACAGCUUGGAUCAUUUGUUCCCGCGGAAUACGCAUCUUUCAGACUGGUUGAUCAACUUUUUACACGUAUAUGUAAUGACAAUAACAUUGAAACCAAUGCAAGUACUUUUAUCGUCGAAAUGAGAGAAACUGCAUACAUUUUGCAAAACAUAACUGACAACAGUUUAGUUAUUAUAGAUGAACUCGGAAGAG
Molecule: messenger RNA, 1366 nt
Organism: Racocetra persica
Lineage: Eukaryota; Fungi; Glomeromycota; Glomeromycetes; Diversisporales; Gigasporaceae
Source: the annotation of a GenBank genome assembly